AUGCCUUAUAGGAAGAGACCACUAGAGAAGAAUUGGAAUGGAGAUAGAAAGCGAAUAAAAGAACAGACUUCCACUGAUACAACAGACGCCAUUGCAAGAGCUAAAGCAAGGCUACUAGAAAAGAGCAAAAACAGUAAUCCUGAACACAUAGGUCAUAGAGAUAAUUCCUCAGAGAAAGACUCAUUAUCGGGGAGAAUAAAUCCAUAUAAAGAUCGAUUUAGUACGAAAACCCCUGAAAGUGAAAGAGAAGAGCAAGAAGGUAGAGGUGGACUCAAUGUGGAAAUUCAUCCGUUAUUACGAAAUAAUGUUCCAGCACGUACAUUACCUAAAAAUCAUAAUCCUUUAAAACAGAACGUUAGAAAGUGGUUUGAUCCCACAGCCAUCAAUCCAUACUUAAACCAGGAUGAUAUUUCAGGACUGAUUAAGUCGCAACACGGACCAAGAGCGUUUCAAUUCAAUGAACAUGGAAAGUAUAUUGCGAAGGGAAAUGAAUUGAGAGAUAAAUUGCAAAAGGAGCAAGAAGAAAUAGCCAAGUUUCAGGAAACUAAGGAAAAGGGAUUGGCAGCUGAUGAAAAUUUGGGGGAACAUUUGUAUAAAGCACAAUAUCCACCGGUUGUUGAGUGGUGGGAUAGACCAUAUUUGAAAGACCGUAAUUACCAAAACAUCAGUGAUAAAUCACGUCUCGUAUAUGACAACGAUAUUGCUCCGAUAUCUAUAUAUAUACAGCACCCUGUGUUAAUUCCACCUCCUUGGGAAAGACACAUGCCAGACGCAAAACCUAUGUAUCUAACGAAGAAGGAAUUAAAGAGAAUAAGACGCAAUGAUAGACAUGAAAAACAGAAGGACAAACAAGAUCGUAUAAAAUUAGGUUUAGAUCCUCCUCCGCCACCAAAAGUGAAAUUAUCAAAUCUUAUGAACGUAUUAACUAACGAGGCAAUUAAAGAUCCUACAGCAGUGGAAAUGAAAGUUCGAGAAGAAGUUGAGGAAAGACAUCAAAAGCAUAUGCAAGAAAAUGAAGAACGGAAGUUGACUAAAGAAGAAAGACUUGCAAAAAUUCAAAAGCAACAUGAAAAGGAUCUUGAAAAAGGGUAUCAUACAACUGUAUUCAAAAUUGAUGAACUUUCGAAUCCCAAAAACUUUUUCAAAAUUGAUAUCAAUGCUAAGCAAUUGGAGUUACAUGGCAUAUGCUUGUUGAAUCCCAGAUUCAAUUUGAUUAUUGUGGAAGGUGGCGCUAAAAGUAUCAAGUUCUACAAAAAACUAUUAACCCUGAGAAUCGAUUGGACCGAAAAUGUUAUUCCUAAGGUGCCUGACGAUCUGAACACCUCUGAUACGUCGCCUGGACAAAUAGAAGAUCUUUCGAACAAUAAAUGUCUGCUUCUAUGGGAAGGGCAAAUCAAAGAAAUAAAGUUUAAGAAAUGGUCUAUCAUGAAAACCUCCAAUGACGAUGAAGCAUUUGAAGUUCUUAAUAGAUUCGGUGUUAUAAACUAUUGGCGUGAAGCUCUAGUCAUAGAUAAUUAA
This is a messenger RNA of Debaryomyces fabryi, 1518 nucleotides long. It is a transcript of the gene PRP3, whose product is annotated as U4/U6-U5 snRNP complex subunit. The record is from RefSeq and is a predicted model, not a curated record. The transcript has a single exon. The coding region runs from base 1 to 1518 and encodes 505 amino acids. Gene Ontology annotation, biological process: mRNA splicing, via spliceosome. NCBI's taxonomy places the organism in Eukaryota, Fungi, Ascomycota, Pichiomycetes, Serinales, Debaryomycetaceae. Gene Ontology annotation, cellular component: U4/U6 x U5 tri-snRNP complex.